CUUCUGCCCUCAAGCUCAAGGCUUCAUAUUUAUGUAUCUUCACAUGGGUCUCGUCACGGUGGUCUCCUGUUCGGCAGUGGCCGAAUGCUGCUAACAAUCGUGAGGUCUCUGCAUGGCCUCUAUGUCUGUACAUAAAGCGAAGCCACAUACACCUUCAACGGACUUUUUGUCCUCUCUACUCAGCUAAGUAGUCCUCAUCUGCAGGACGUCCAUUCAUUUGAACCCAUUGCUAGUCAUUGGUAUCUGUCAUCAUGAAACUCUCACUCUCACUUCUACGCAUCAGCGUAGCAUUACUUUGUCCUGUCUUCGUCACAUCCCAAUCCAUUGCUGAAAUCAACGGGAAUAAGUUCCUUUCGCCCUAUCGAAAUCAACCCGUAUCAAAUGUCACAGGUCUGGUGACAGCCAUUGGGCCAAGCGGUUUCUGGAUGCGAUCGACAACUCCUGACAAGGAUGUCCGAACCUCAGAAUCUAUCUACGUCUAUGGCGCUCUGCCUACCAACGCGACUGUUGCAACGGGCGAUAUCAUCAUCCUGGACGGCCGUGUGACCGAGUAUCGGUCGUCGGCAGCCUACUUAUUCCUAACUGAAAUCACGCAGCCGAGUAACAUCAGGACACUCUCGCGAGCGAAAAAGGUCGAACCUGUGGAACUUGGAAAGAAGGACACGAAACCGCCCACGGAGCAAUUCUCUUCGCUUGAUGGUGGAGACGUUUUUGCUCUGCCUAACAAUGCUAGCCUCAUCUCUGUGGUAAACCCAGUCCUCGAGCCCGGCAAAUUUGGCCUCGACUUCUGGGAGAGUCUCUCAGGCGAGCUCGUCAAAAUCAAGAAACCCGUGGCCGCUAGCAAACCUAACAACUUUGGCGACACUUGGGUCACAGGCAACUGGAAAUUGACUAGCGAGAACAACAGGGGAGGGGUGACAUUGACUUCAGGUGAUGGAAACCCAGAAGCAAUUCUCAUCGGAAGCCCUCUGGAUGGAUCGAGCAACCCCGCUGGGACAAAGUUGGGAGACAAGCUCGACGAUAUUGUUGGCGUCGUCACCCAGGCCUUCGGUUUCUACCGUGUUCUUCCCCUGACUGCCGUGGUGACUGAGAAAUCAGAAAAGCCCGCGCUGCCAAAAGGUGUUGACUGGAAAUCUGGCGGCAGUUGUAAGAAGUUCACGGUUGGGGUAUACAACGUGGAGAAUCUGGCGCCAACAUCUCCAUGGCUACCCGACAUAGCUGGCCAUAUUGUGAAAUAUCUCAACUCACCCGACCUCUUGUUCCUGCAAGAGGUGCAAGACAGCAAUGGUCCCACCAACGACGAUGUGGUGUCUGCCAACGUCACGUAUGAAACACUCAUCGCGUCCAUCGUCGAUCAAAAGGGAGUGAAUUACAACUACAUCGACAUUGAUCCCGUUGACGACCAAGAUGGUGGACAGCCUGGAGGUAACAUUCGCACUGGCUAUCUCUACAACCCUGCCGUCAUCAAACUGAAGAACAUCAACCCAGGAAGUGCCAUUGACGCCAACCAAGUCCUUGCAGGGCCAAGUCUAAAGUUCAAUCCUGGCCGUAUUGAUCCUGCAAAUCCGGCCUGGCAAGCAUCGCGGAAACCGCUUGUCGCACAGUGGGAAACGGUCAAAGACAAAUCCACUCUGUUCACGGUCAACGUCCACUUCAGCUCCAAAGGUGGCAGCUCGUCAAUCGAGGGCGAUGCGAGGCCACCAGUGAACGGCGGUGUUGCAGCCCGUAUCGCGCAAGCAAACAUCACUGCCAGCUUCAUUUCUGAAAUUCUGCGUCAAGACGCCCAGGCUAACAUUAUAGCCGCUGGUGACUUUAAUGAAUUUUCUAUCGUUCGACCUCUGCAGAACUUUGUCGCUGUUUCUGGGCUGAAAGAUCUCGACGAGGUAGCCAAGAUCAAACCCACAGAACGAUACACGUACCUCUUUGAUAUGAACAGUCAGCAAUUAGACCAUGUAUACGUCAGCCCCAGGAUCGCUGCUGCAAAACCGGACUAUGAACACGUCCAUGUCAAUACUUGGGUUAGCUCAGCGGAUGAGAUCUCCGAUCACGAUCCAAGUGUAGCCAGAGUGAACAUAUGUUAGGAAUAUGGAGAAUGAGUCAGGACCUCUCGGAUGCUUCAGAAGCGGAGUGCACUCGAUACCGCGGUGGCGAUAGAUUGCCUAACCACUGAGGGCCUCAAUAAUAUAAUAAUGUCAAGGCCUUUCCUUCUAGGUUAGGGUUCUGAGAUGAUGACUACCGAUCGAUUACACAUCCUGAAUGGAUCUUGUCA
Molecule: messenger RNA, 2269 nt
Organism: Exophiala mesophila
Lineage: Eukaryota; Fungi; Ascomycota; Eurotiomycetes; Chaetothyriales; Herpotrichiellaceae
Exons: 1
Coding region: 252-2081 (609 amino acids)
Molecular function (GO): catalytic activity
Source: RefSeq, a predicted model, not a curated record